Chelmon rostratus (copperband butterflyfish) is the source of this 2831-nucleotide messenger RNA. RefSeq names its product interleukin-1 receptor-like 2 (gene il1rl2). Lineage: Eukaryota; Metazoa; Chordata; Actinopteri; Chaetodontiformes; Chaetodontidae. The transcript has 12 exons. Gene Ontology annotation, biological process: signal transduction. The record is from RefSeq and is a predicted model, not a curated record. The coding region runs from base 134 to 1780 and encodes 548 amino acids.
GUCUGAGAGGAACAGUAUAAAUUGCUGUAAAGACAUAAGGAGGGAAAACCCACCGUUUCAUCAGAUGUGUACAAGUACUAGAAAAGUAACAAGCAGUUGUCUUUAAGUCUCAACACUGAGCCUGACGAGGACUAUGGCAGCAGUGGACUGGGUCUUCCUGCUGGCUGCUGCGCUGUCUCUGGCAUUCGCUGUGGCACACAACCACAGCGGGGAGAUAGAUACCUACCAUGUGAGCGCUGGCCACCUUUUUGUCCUGAGGUGCCUCAUAGCUGAUGCUCACACCAACGUGACCUGGAGCAGAGGCAGGAGGCGAAACCUGAGCCUGCCCGCUGGAGUGGAGGUCAGGGACGGAUUAUUGUGGUUUCUGCCUGUGCAGAUGUCUCAUAAUGGAUCCUACACCUGUGAGAAAAGGGAUGAGACAGGACUGAGGAUGGAGUUUGCUGUGUCGGUGUCCAGUGGAGAGUGUCCUGAUCCAUCUGAGACCAGAUACAUCACAGAGGGAGUCAGUGAACGUCUUCCUUGCAAACAGCGCGAGAUCUUCGGACUGAAUAACACAGGGAUUGUACGAUGGAUGAAGGACUGCCAUCCAGUGGAGCGGCAAGGGGAGCCCAUCUCCGUGGAGGAGGAGGGCUUCAUGAGACUGCCAGCGGCCUCAGAGGAGGAUGCUGGGAAAUACACCUGCCUGGUAGACAUUAGCUUGAACGGCAGGAAGUACACCACUGCACGCAGCAUCCGGCUGAAGAUUAAAAAAAGGGACGCAAGUACAGUUUUUAUGGAGCCUGAGAUCCUGUUCCCUCAAAACGAAGUGAUCGUGGUAGAAGUGGGUACGAGAGUGGAGCUGAAGUGUUUAGCCUACAUGGGCGCCAGUGAGGACAAUGAGACUUUAAUGUUUUGGACUGUUGACACGACCGACUCUGAUGACCUAGACGAACUCAGCUUGUCCACGAAAUAUACUCGUGAUAGAGGCAGGGUGUACUGCUUGUCCACUCUGUCCAUCUCUGAAGUUCGUCAUAAGUUCCUGAAUGUCCCCAUUCGAUGCUAUGUAAGGAGCCCAGCUGAUGAGAAAGUCGGGUUGUUGAGGCUCCAAGAAGCUGACCACAGUGCCCUCUACACCAGUGUUGCACUCUGCCUCGCUGCCUCCCUGACUACUCUGGCCCUGGCUGCUGCCUUCCACUUAUUUAAAGUAGAUCUAGUGUUGGUUUACAGGAAACUGCUGAGAUCUUUUUCCAAACAACAAGCUCCAGAUGGGAAGCUCUACGACGCCUACGUGAGCUUCCUCCGUCCCGACACUUUGAGUUCAGCUGGGAUGGCGAGCUUCGCCCUGCACAUCCUGCCCGAGGUGCUGGAGAACCAACAUGGCUACUCCCUGUACAUCAGAGGUCGGGACGACUGCCCUGGAGAAGCGGUGCACGAUGUCAUUUCUGCAACACUGCGCCAGUGCCGCAGGCUGAUAAUCAUCCUGUCACCUGAGGCAAAAAGUUCCACUCAUGGAGGACAAGAAGAAGAGCCGUUGUGUGACAACCAAAAGCAGCUGUGCUAUGAGCAGAAAAUCGGCCUCUAUGACGCGUUGACCCAGAACGACUCCCGGGUGAUUCUCGUAGAAAUCGGUGGUCCAGUGGAUUACAGCUGCCUGCCAGAGUCUUUGCGGUAUAUCAAGAGGAAACAAGGAUCACUGGAGUGGAAGAAACCCUCCCCGUUGUGUUCAAACAGAAACUUCUGGAAGAAUUUAAGGUACCACAUGCCCUCAGUGCCUGCAGGGAGACUCCAGACUGUUGUCUAAACCAAGUGAAUAGCUUUCAUUUACCCAAAGCUUUUGCAGAUGUUUUGUUUGUUCCAUCAGGGCCUUCAGGCCUGUUUCCUAGAAGCACUUUUAUUUUUGACGUGACAUGUUCCUGGAAACAAACAAAAGCAGUUGACCUGCUCAUUGGCAGCUUGCACAGUGAAUGUCACACUGUGCGCAAUCAGGUUGGACCAACAUCUGCUGGAUUUCCUAAAGAUACAGAAGAGGAAUACUUUACAGAUGAUGCUGCUUUGCUCCAUAGAUUACAGGCUUUCAUCUUCUGCUCCUUUUAUCCCUUCUUCCCCACCUUGACGAAUGCUUUAUGAAAGUGACGUGCUCCAGAGAAAGAGAGAAAACCUGACAGAAGCAGUUGCACUCUGUUUUCAGUAGUUAGAUAAUGAUCAGAACAGAGUGCAGAAAGCACUGUAGCUACACAGUUGUGCUGAGAAGGACAUCGAUGAAGAUCAGUUCGAUUUCAGCUGCCUUUUGCUCCGUUCACACGAACAGAAAACUUUAUACACAUAACAGCAUUGAGUGUUUCACUUCAACAUUAAACAUCCAAUGACUGAUUUAACCUGUUUGUCCUGAAACUGCAUGUGUUCACUAUCUGACAACUGUCUGAAGGUUAGGUAAGGUAGGGUAUUUGAAAGGAUGCUAAGGUUUAUAUUUAUAAGACUGUGUUAUUAUUGAUAAAAUGGCUGUGGAUUGGUCUACAGAGUGUUAUGCAUUUCUUUUCCUUACCUAGAAACUGAUAUAAACCUGUAUUUAUAUGAUCUUUUUGAUGUAUUGUAAUGUGCUACACCACCCCUGAUAAGUGUGUGGCCUUAUGUUCUCUUAUUAAAGUCCAGGCCUCAUGUGAGAGAUGAAUAAAGACACUUGAUCGGGUAAGCUGGGUAUGGUUUAGAUUGUGUCCAUGCUAAUUUCACUUCCAACAUUGGUUGUGGAUUCUGGGUUUUCAUCAAAUCCUUGUUCUCAUUCCUGGAAUAUAUAUUAAAGUUUUUGCGGAAAGAAACCAAAACAUGUAAAAAAAAAUAAUAAUAAAACAUCAUUU